CGAGGGGAGAAGUACUUUUCUCUCUUCUUCCUUUUCUCUUCCCUGCGAUCCGCGCUUCUUCCGGUUUCUCUCCUCCUGCCAUCUCCUUCUCCGUUUCUUCCUGUGUUUUCCCCUCAUUUGUUUUCCUCUCGCUCUUUCGUCUCUCCUUUCUUUUUCUUUUCGCCUUUUUGUCUCCUCUGCUCUUUCUCCCUCGCGUUCGCGAAGAAGAAUUCAGAAACGCACAUCGAACAGACUGUCUCCUCUGUCGGCUGCUUCUCCUUUCUGUCUCGCAUGCUUUUUCUGUUUUCUUUGCCUUUCAGAGGUGUAUCUAGGCCAAACGAAGACUUCAGAGAGAGGCGAAUGGACUUUUCCUCUUCCCAAGCUUCUCCUCGCUUCUUCUAGUCUCUGCUUCUUCCUCUUCUUCGUUUCCUUCUUCUCCCUUCCUCUCGCAUGUUUCUCGUCUCCUGUGAAACUGAAGAAGAGAGAAGAAGAACCAACUUGCAGACGCACUCCCUACAUUUCGGCGUUUCCCUCUCUUUCCUCGUCGUCCUCUGCAUCUGACUGUGUCUGCUUGCCGCCUCUCUUGUUCUCAGAGACGCGGUGAUCUUCACCGCGGUGCUGUCGAUUUGUAAAAGGAGAAAUCUCCUUGAACUUCAUCGAGGUCUCUAGAUUAAGAAAUCGCUUCUUCUUCGUCUGCUUUUUGCUCUCUCUCUCUGUCUGUCUGAGAUUUUCGUCCUGCUUCUCCUCUCUCCCUCUUCUCCUCCUCCUCCGUUUCCUGCGCAUUUCUUGUUCUCUCCUGUGCUUCCGUAUCUCCGUCCGACGACUGCUGUGUGGUUAGAGACAGAAAGCUGGGGGCUCCUUCUCCACACUGCCUCGGCAAAGUCCGUGACUCAGUCCUUCUCCUUAACCAUGUUGCAGACUCGCAGUUCUUCGUUUUCUUCUUCCGGUUUCCCUGCUUCCGGCGUUCGAAACCAUCCUUUCCAGAACGUCCCCGGCACAUCUGAAACUCAGCAUGUUGCCCCCGCGGCUCGGCGAGGAGCAGCGCCUUCCUUCUCUUCUUUUUCUAACGCUUCGCCUCCGCCGCCUCCGAUCCACUCGGCGUUCCUCUCUCAGUCGUCGCAGUUCGGUGCCUUCCCUUCGCCUUCGUCCUUCCUGCCGGGACCAGGCCUGCGUCUGCAAAUUCAACAGGACGUCCGAGUCUCGUCUCUCCCUCCAGAGAAACAUGCAAAUCUCUUCUGUCCAGUCUGCACCCGACCUUCCGUCCAGAGAUGUCGCACUGUGCCUUGUCGCCACUUGUCUUGUGGCUCAUGCGCAGAAGAGAUGCGGACGGCAGGCAGAUGCUCGACGUGUGGCGCCGGUGUGACUGACUUGGAAGAUCUUCACCCGUCGGAUGAGCUGCACAUUUGUCGAGAGACGGAAGACUGCGGUGCCGCUUUUCUCAACGCCGCCUCACUCGCGUACCAUUCGCUGAUGGUGCACCAACUGCCUGCGCUCCAGCCUCUCGUCGACGCGGUGGCUGCCUCUGGAGACGCAGAGCAGACUCUGACACAGCUUCUUCGCCGUCUCCGCGAGCCAGACGAAAGAAAGCAGACUGUUUCCUCUAAGCAGAUCAUCCGCCCGGCCUUCCCUGCUUCUGCUGCAUCGUCCCCCAGCGCUGCUCCUUUGUCUUCGCUCGCCGGGGAGGCCGUUGGAAAUCCGCCGGCCGCACCGGCUGAUCUAGGUCAGGUGUCUGCAGUCACGUCGUCUCCACUCUCUUCUGCAGUGCCGUCGUCAGUCUCUGCCGGUGUACGUCCACCUGGUCUCCAGAGUCCGGCCGGCGACUCCAGAGAGAAGAAGACGGAGGAGCAAGGGGUGGUGCUGGCGCCUGGGGGUCUCCAGGAGACUGCUGCGCGAGCAGCGGAGAGCCGCGGAGGGCGCGACGCGGGGAUCGCCUCGGGUGUAUGGACACCUGGGAUCGGCGAGAAGGGCAGAGACGAAGGGAGAGUUCCGCAGCAGCCGAAUGUUUCCGCGGCUCCGGCGGCGAUUGAAGAAGAAGAAGACGAAGAUCUCGAGGGCGUUCUGUAGUUGAGAACGUGAGGAGAGGUCGACAGAACGUCAGCGACGAACUGCCUUCGAGGGAGAGGCACCGUCGUGGAUCGUCCUCAACAACGCUUCUGUGUCGCAGGUUGUUGAAGUGGAGAGUCACGCUCUGGAAGAACGAUCGAGUACACGGAAAUCGGUCUUGAAAUUUCCCGCGCACUCCAAACAGCAGUGUACGUACACCUGCCCACGUGGAUUGUCUGCGCAACUCACUCACGAUUCAGGUGAACAGACAGCCGAGCAGGCGGCCUAGGCGGGGGUCGUUGCUUUGCGAAUCCGAGGCGCAGAAAAAGACAGUGUCCUUUUCGACGAGAGGUUUUUUUCGUGACUGCGAACAUGGUUCGGCGUCUCAGUCUCGUUGUGUGGAAGUCACCGUUUUGGGAGGCGACAGAUGGAAUGCGAGAACAGCAGAUGUUUUUAGCUGGUGAGUGCGAGUGUACAGGGAACCAGCGUCUGUUUCUCGCCUGCUUUUCGGGACAGCUUGUCAAAAAGCGCCUCCAAGAACUCUGCCGGGCUCCUCGGAGAGGUGUCGAGAUUCAGCA
Molecule: messenger RNA, 2600 nt
Organism: Toxoplasma gondii ME49
Lineage: Eukaryota; Apicomplexa; Conoidasida; Eucoccidiorida; Sarcocystidae
Exons: 3
Coding region: 889-2043 (384 amino acids)
Source: RefSeq, a predicted model, not a curated record